AUGGUCUCUGUAAUCAUUUCUAUGGGUAGUAUAAUUGUAUGGAAUGUAUGUGGCUUAGGAGGGAGAGAAAAAAAGAGAUGUUUGAGGAAUCUUGGUAGAAAAUUUGAUCUUCAUAUCUUGGGUAUUUUGGAAACAAAAUUGGAAACUUUGAAUGAUUUCACUAUUACUGCUAUAUGGGGUCGUCAUCCUAGGGCUUGGUAUGCAGUUCCCUCAUUAGGCCUUUCGGGGGGAAUAUUAUGUAUAUGGAAUCCGGAUCUUUUUUGUGUCUCUAGCUGUUCUGUUGCUAUGAAUGGCCGUAUUUUGCAUAUUGAAGGCACCUUCACUCAGUCCAAUCUAGAUUGCCUAGUCUCUUUUGUAUAUGCUCUGAAUGGUGGGAACCUGAAGAAUGAGUUGUGGACUUAUCUUGUUACAUUCAAGGAUAGUGUUAGCAAGCCAUGGUGUCUUGCAGGUGAUUUUAACGAAACCUUAUUCCCGUCAGAUAGUAAAGGCGGCUCACAAAUAACAUCUUCCAUGACAAGAUUUAAAAAUUGCAUUGAUGGUUGUAAUCUUAUGGAGCUCCCCUUAAAUGGGAGAAAAUUUACAUGGUCUCGAGGUAAUGCGGCGAGCCGUAUUGAUAGAAUAUUUGUAUCGGGGGAUUGGUUGCAGACUUUCCCAUCAUCUACCUUAUUCGGUCUCUCAAAAUAUUCAUCUGAUCAUAGGCCUCUGCAUCUGUUACUAGACUCUACAAAUUGGGGCCUGAAACCUUUUCGCUUCAUGAAUUGCUGGUGGCUUGUGUCUGAUUUCAGGAAUAUGAUUCAGAGCUUUUGGAGUUCAAUCAUGGUUUCAAAAUCUGGCACAAGGAAAAUGGUCCCAGCUUUAAAGAUGUUGAAAGAGAGAUGUCGGCAAUGGAGUAAAGCUAAUGUGGGAAGCAUGAAUAACAGAAUUGCAGAACUGGAACUUGAAGCUGACUCAAUGGAUCGUAAAAAUGAGUGCAGGGUCUUGAGUGCUGAUGAACUGAUUAGAAGUAAUUCCAUUGCCUCCCGGCUCAAAAUCCUGUAUAAAGCUCAAGAGUCUGCCUGGCAUCAGAAGUCAAGAAUUCAGUGGUGUAAGCUUGGAGAUAAAAAUACUCGAUUCUUUCAUUUAGCUGCAACAACAAGACAUAAAAAGAAUCAGCUUGCAUGCCUGGAGGUUGAUGGUCAGAUCCUAUCUAAACCAAUUGAUGUGAAGCUAGCUGUCUUUAACUUUUUUCGCAACCUAUACUCCCACCAGAACAGACCUAGAGCUUCAUGUUCAAACCUGGAAUUCUCAAGGCUGAAGCCUUCAUCCUCGGCUGCUCUUGAAUUGCCUUUUUCUGCAGAUGAGAUUAAAACAGCUGUGUGGGAUUGUGAUGGAAAUAAAGCUCCAGGUCCUGAUGGUAUUAACUUCCUUUUCAUCAAGAAAGCAUGGAACAUUAUAGGUGAGGACAUUAUCUAG
Molecule: messenger RNA, 1452 nt
Organism: Populus nigra (black poplar)
Lineage: Eukaryota; Viridiplantae; Streptophyta; Magnoliopsida; Malpighiales; Salicaceae
Exons: 1
Coding region: 1-1452 (483 amino acids)
Molecular function (GO): catalytic activity
Source: RefSeq, a predicted model, not a curated record